UUCACGUCAAAGCAGCAACAGUCGUAUAUGUUUAUUUUGUAAUAUAAGGAAAUAUUAGGCCUACUUUGAAAUAUUGUGAUUGCUAAUUAUAACAAUACAGUAUUACUUUUACAAUUGUAUAUAAUUAAUUCAAUUGAAUAACGUGUAAUUUUCCGCUACUCGUUACAUUAUCAAGUAGGCCUAAUAAAGGUUAGAAAAUGUGUGAAGUAUCUAAAUCUUGUGUAAAUAUACUGAGAAUAAGUAUUGAUGAAAUAUUUCGAAAGAAAAUUUUAGAAAGCCUUGGGGUAACAAAUACUGCUGAUGCUGAACAUGUUUUGAAAAGAAAACUAAAGGAGAUACAAACAAGGCAUGGUUUGCACAACAAAAGUAAACAUUUUGCAGGUAUAAAAACAACCAACAUGAAUUUGAAAAGAAAAAGGAAACACCUACAAUCUCCUUCAGACCAGUCUAAGAAAACUCCUAUCCUCGGUCCUCAAGAAAAUGCAGCAAUUUCUUGUAAUAAUUUAAGUAACAAUAAAAUGUGUAAUGAUGAUGACAUCCAACAAUCAAUUCAUCAGCCAGAUCUCCAAGAUGAUGACUUUGAAUUUUGGAAAUCUCAGACUAUAACCACAAUAGACAAAGAAACAUGUGGUAAUAAUAGUCUAUCAAAGGUAUCAACUAACAAAACAGAGAAUUCUGCAAAUCAUAACUACUCAAGUCCAAAUAAAACAUUUGGAUCUGGUGUAAAUGUCAACAGUUUCUCCCAUUUGAAAAAAGACAAUCAAAACCAACCAAGUCAGUCUAGUCUUCAAUAUGAUGAUGAAUUUGAAUUUUGGACUCUUAGUAUCAGCCAGGGUGAACUUCCAGUUUCGGAAACAAAUGAUAAAACAUUGGCUACAUCUCUCCCGAAACAGAAAAAUCUUGAAGACAACCGUAGCACUGAACCUGUUCAAACAUUGCUAAGUGAAUCUAUUCUACAAGACAAUGAAAAAUUUGAUUUUAGCAGUUCAACUUGUGUGGCCAACACUAACCAUAUGGUACUGGCUGACACUAAUUUAUUAAGUCCAGAACUGAAAUUUUCCUUCAGUUCUGAAGAAGAUUUUGGAUUUGAUCAACAUACUCAACAAAUAACAUUUUCCCAAAAAAGCCAAGAAUCAAAACAGUCUCAACCAAGCCAGUCAAUUUUGCAAAAUAAUUAUGAUGAGUUUGAUUUUUAAAUCAAUAAGUACAGUAUUUAAGUUAAAUUCUUACAAAUGGUUAAUUUGUUAUUCCUAGUUUUAAAAUGAUGAUAUCAUUAAUAAUAUAAUUAAUUUAAUGUAUGUAAUUAAUUUGAUGUAUGAAAAUUAUUUUAUUUUAUUUUUCCUGUCUCCAGAAAUGCUUGGUUGUGCUUCAGUUAAAAUAAAACAUGUAUACAUUUUUA
Molecule: messenger RNA, 1399 nt
Organism: Homalodisca vitripennis (glassy-winged sharpshooter)
Lineage: Eukaryota; Metazoa; Arthropoda; Insecta; Hemiptera; Cicadellidae
Exons: 6
Coding region: 198-1196 (332 amino acids)
Source: RefSeq, a predicted model, not a curated record